UGGAUAAGCAAGUGUUGUUCUUUCCCCUCCUCAUGUUCUUCCUCUUCACCAUUUUCAAAGCUGAUGUUGCAUCUUCCUCAUGUCCCUUGGAUCUCAGUUAUGUUGAGACCUUUCCAUGGGACACUUCAUCCUGCAGAGAUCCAAUUGAUGCACAACACUGUUGCCAAGCUCUGCUCAGCCUCUUUGGCAUAGGGCUUGCCCAACACCUCAAAGAAACUUCCUUGUUUCAACUUCCUGAUGAAAACACUUCCUCCACUUGCUUAUCUGAUUUCAAAGUCAAGCUUUCAUCUAUGUCAAUUCAGCCAUCUUUGGUCCCUUCUUGCUUCCAUAACUCAACCCAGUUUGUUACUAACUCUUCUAGUUGUGCAGGUAUAAUAACUACCAAAGAUUGGAAGCAAAAAGUAGGUACGUUGAGUCCACUAGACACUUCUUGUAAUGGGGACAUGAAGGAUCAAACUCGAUGCAGUAUUUGCACUGAUGCUGGCUUUAAAGUUACUUCUCAGUUGACUAGUAUUGAUCCAAAAAAUGCAACAAAGUGUUUUUAUUUUACAAUCUUAUAUGCUGCAGCUGUUGUUAAUCAGUUUGGUCCUACAGAUGUUGGCACAGCUAGUUGCAUACUUGGCUUGCCACUGUCUAUAAAAGGGUCAUCACAUAGAGAAGAAGUGUUGAAAUUGGUUUUUGGGUUAUUGGGUGCUCUUAUUGGUGUUGUGCUUGCUUUUGUUCUGAUAAUUAUGUAUAGGAAGUGGGAUAGGAGAAGGAAGGAGAAUAUUUAUCACAGGUCAAUUGAAAACAGUGUUAGGACCAGUGUUUUGCCUAAUACUGGUGCGAAAUGGUUUCAUAUAUCAGAGCUUGAUCGAGCAACAAAUAAGUUUUCACAGAGGAAUAUGAUUGGUCAAGGUGGUGAUGGGGUUGUGUACAAAGGGACUCUUUCAGAUGGCACUUUGGUUGCAGUUAAGGAGAUUUCUGACUUGGAAACUAGAGGGGAUGAAGAGUUUGGCUAUGAAGUGGAGAUCAUAAGCAAAAUAAAGCACAGGAAUCUUCUUGCUCUUCGGGGUUGUUGUGUUACAAGUGAUAAUUUGAGAGGUAAGAGGAGGUUUCUAGUUUAUGAUUUUAUGCCUAAUGGCAGCCUCAGUUACCAAUUGUCAAUUGCUGGGGCUAAUAGGCUAACAUGGCCACAAAGGAAGAACAUAAUUCUUGAUGUGGCUAAAGGGCUUGCUUAUUUGCAUUAUGAAAUCAAACCCCCAAUUUAUCACCGUGACAUAAAGGCUACAAAUAUACUUCUGGAUUCCAAAAUGAAAGCUAAAGUUGCAGAUUUUGGCUUGGCAAAGCAAGGUAGUGAAGGCCAAUCUCAUCUCACCACAAGGGUUGCUGGCACAUAUGGUUAUUUGGCACCAGAGUAUGCUCUAUAUGGGCAACUAACUGAGAAAAGUGAUGUCUACAGUUUUGGUAUUGUGAUUCUUGAAAUCAUGAGUGGAAGAAAAGUGCUUGACACUUUGAAUUCAUCUGUGGUUUUAAUCACUGAUUGGGCAUGGUCACUUGCAAAAUCAGAAAAAGUGGAGGAAAUUUUUGAUCAGUCUAUAAGAGAAGAAGGGCCAGAAAAAAUUAUGGAAAGGUUUGUUCUUGUUGGGAUUCUUUGUGCUCAUGCAAUGGUGGCAUUAAGGCCUACAAUUGCUGAAGCCCUUAAGAUGUUAGAGGGUGACAUUGACAUUCCCAAAUUACCAGAUAGGCCAGUUCCACUUGGUCAUGAGUCGUUUCAAUCUUCUUUGUUGUAUGGUAUGCAAAGAAGUGGAAGAUCAACACCAUAUCUUUCAUCUUAUUCAACAAGUAUGAGCACAAUAUAGAUAGAAGCUCUAUACUAGUUUGUUUGUGCAGAUAGUCUUUGGAUCAGAAUUAGGUAUGAGUCAGAAAUUCACGGCCACCACUUGGUGAAGGUUCAAACUACCCUUAAAGUCGUGCCAUAUAUAUCUUGAUUUUUUUUUUUUGUACACAUUUGUAAU
Molecule: messenger RNA, 1997 nt
Organism: Gastrolobium bilobum
Lineage: Eukaryota; Viridiplantae; Streptophyta; Magnoliopsida; Fabales; Fabaceae
Product: probable receptor-like protein kinase At1g11050
Exons: 1
Coding region: 33-1841 (602 amino acids)
Biological process (GO): protein phosphorylation
Molecular function (GO): ATP binding; protein kinase activity
Source: RefSeq, a predicted model, not a curated record